Cervus elaphus (red deer) is the source of this 3427-nucleotide messenger RNA. RefSeq names its product cilia and flagella associated protein 410 (gene CFAP410). NCBI's taxonomy places the organism in Eukaryota, Metazoa, Chordata, Mammalia, Artiodactyla, Cervidae. The coding region runs from base 204 to 1322 and encodes 372 amino acids. Gene Ontology annotation, biological process: cytoskeleton organization. The record is from RefSeq and is a predicted model, not a curated record. The transcript has 8 exons. Gene Ontology annotation, molecular function: protein binding.
GAGGAGCCAAGACGCGAGGCGGAAGCCCAAGCGGCCCCACUGCACUCGCGCCGGCCCGUCCCCUCAUAGGGGGCCAAUGGGCUCUCAGGACGCGCACCUAACGACGCGGGCCCCGCCCCUUGGAGACGCGCGCCGGCCUGGCCAACAUCCGCCGAGGUAGCAAGAGGUUUGAGAGGGGUCUGGGGUCCUGGCGGCCCGCCGCCAUGAAGCUGACGCGGAAGAUGGUCCUGUCCCGGGCCAAGGCCUCGGAGCUUCACAGCGUGAGGAAGCUCAACUGCUGGGGCAGCCGUCUCACUGAUAUCUCCAUUUGCCGAGAAAUGCCCAGCCUGGAAGUGAUCACCCUCAGUGUCAACAGCAUCUCCAGCCUGGAGCCCGUGAGCCGCUGCCGGCAGCUAAGCGAGCUGUACCUGCGCAAGAACCGCAUCCCCAGCCUGGCAGAGCUCGUCCACCUGAAGGGCCUCCCGCGCCUGCGCGUGCUCUGGCUGGCCGAGAACCCCUGCUGUGGCACCUGCCCCCACCUCUACCGCAUGACCGUCCUGCGUACCCUGCCACAGCUGCAGAAGCUGGACAACCAGGCUGUGACGGAGGAAGAGGUGUCCCGAGCGCUGAUGGAGGGAGAAGAGGUCACGGCCCCCAGCAGAGAGGACUUGGGGAGCAGCCCACCUGAGCUAUCCUACACCCCAAGUGCUGUGGACGCCGCCACUGAGACGACACAGGAUCCCCUGAGCCUCGGCGAGGGGGAGGCCAGCAGCGACCAGGGGCAGCUUGGCCUGAAGCCCACCUCCCGGGACCGGUUUCCUCCGUUCUCGCAGCGGGAGGCCGCAAGCAGUUGCGCGAGCAGGGGUCUCCUCCAUCUGCUGCUCGAGUCGCUGCAGCUUGUGCCCGGGCUCGUCCCUGCUCACGGGCCACCCUAUCUCCGAAGGACAGAGCUGUUUCUCACUCCAUGUCCUCUGGCCGGCACAGCAGCUUCCCUGUGUGCCCCUCCCCCCAGCAGUGACAGCUUGAAAUGGGUGCAGAGUUCACCAGAGGUGCAGAGAUGGACACACAGAGGCCCUGUCCCACCAGAAGGCGUCCCCCCAGGGCUGCGGUGGGUGUGGCCGCGGGCCAAAGGCCGAUGCAGAGAGCAGUCAGUGGGCCUGUGGCCAGUCUCCUUCACCCGGCCCCGCCCCAGAGGGCCACUGCCCCCUGGGACCACAGCCUGCUCUUCCGCAAGGUGGCUGUGUGGACAGCUCCGGGGCCCUGCACACAUCUUCCACGCGUUUCAGGAGGAGCCCCAGGUGUGUAUUGUCGCCGGUGGCAGGUCUGCCCAGCGGCUGGGCUGAGGCCAGGAGCUCCCCACCCCACCCCCAUGGCAGGGCCUCUGCCGAAGAGAGUGGACCAGGGAUUGAAGGUGCUGGUUCGACUCCGUGCCUGCCAUAGAUACAUGCAAAAGACUAUCAUACCUGCUCAAACAGGAUGCUUGCUCUGAAAGCAGAGGACAGAAGGGUCUGGCCCUGCUUCCAGGGGUCCCUGUGGUCACCCAGGCUGGGUGGCCCUAUGGCAUCCAGCCCCCCACAAGCUUCUGAGUGCGGGUGCUAGUGGCCAGGAAGACCUGGGGACAUGGGCAGUUAGUGAGAUUUGAGGGAGCAGGAGCCUUAGGGCGUUGCAGAUGCCAGGGGCCAGCAUCCCAAGCGGGUCCACAUGGGCCACAUGCUCUGAUUUGUGGCCAUCCCUCCAGUCAUCCCACAAGAAGGAUCAGCUUCGUGUAAAAUCUUUCCCGGAUUUUCCCAGUAGAAGUGGUGUUUCCCUGCUCAAAUGCAGGUGGAACCCAGGUGUGGUCAUGUGAACGUGUGUGCUCAUCACACACUAACCCCAUGUGCAUUUGAGCACAUGUUACUGAUCACCUGCUUCUGAUCUCUGCUCCAUUGCUGACCAGCUGUGUGAUGAGGGCCCAUUACUCAGCCUCUCUGAGCCUCAGGGCUGGGCGCAGGAGGUGAGUCAGUUCAUAGGAAGUCCCUGCAGGCGGCAAGCGCUGUACCCCAGCCACGGCCACGGCUUCUGUCUGCCCGGGUCUGUCUGGAAGGCUGCCCCUCCUGUGUGUGUGUGUGUGUGUGUAGUGUGGGUGCCCCUCCUGUGUGUGUGUGUGUGUGUGUGUGUGUGUGUAGUGUGGGUGGCCCAGUGUCACAGGUGUGGCUCUCAGGCAGUGACUCUGUGUCCCCAGAACAACAUCCUGACAGCCAUCCUGAUGCUGCUGCAAGAGCUGGACAUCAAGGGACUGGAGGCCGUCCACCAGACCGUGGUCAGCCGGCUCCAGACCCUGCACAAGCAGGAGUUGCAGGAGGACAUGGAGUGACCCCAAGUCAGCGGGACCCUGCGCUGAAGCCCAGUGUCUUCCCGAACCUGGGAAGGGGGCUCCCAGCUGCAGCCUCUGGGGACAACCCCAGGCUGAGCCCAGGCACAGGGCUACAUCCCUGGGAAGCCAAAAUCUUGUUGCAGACGGCACCCGGCAGGGGCAGGAGAGGCUGCUGGGUAGACCGCCCUGUGCCCUCUGCUGGGAGGGUCAUGGCUGGGUGCCUCCUGUCUCCCAGGACCACCUUCGUGUGGCUCCUCCUCAGGGUGGGCUCUGCGGUCAUCCUAAUAAAUGCUUUCCCGAAGUCUGGUGUGGGAGCAGGCGUGUCCUCCAUGACAGGUUCACUCUUGUUAAGGUGAGGGCAUUGCUCACGUGUUUUCUCCAUGCCAGUUGUGACUUGGUCACGGGAUGGAUUUCUGUCAACCGCAGGGAACUUCCAGAAUGAAGGCAGCUGUAGGGACAGGCCACCUGCCGCCUCCAGGACAUCUUGUCUGCAAGGCACUUUGUGUCCAUUGUCAAGAGCCCCACACGAUGCAGGGGUCUAUGCUGCCCCUGCAUGAGGGGCUGGACGACGGGGACCCAGUCAGAAGCAGCAGCUGCGUGGGAAGGGACAGCUUCUGGAAACCAUGCCUUAGGUUUUCUUCUGUUGGGAAGCAUCGCUGGUGGGGAAGCAUUGCUGGUGGGGAAGCCGCAGACCCAGGGGCUGUCCUGGGGCCACAGUGCAGUGGGAGGAGGGGCUGUCUGACCCGUUAGGGAGUGCCUGCCUGUUCUUGCUGGGGUGGAAGUGACGGGCACUGGCGUCCAGUGGGAUCUGAGGGUCCACAGACCCAAGGGGAGCUGGCUGAGCACCUGGAAGACCCCGGACUCCGGGAAGAGGGAGCUGCACCCACUGAGACUCAUCUCCCCUGGGAGCCCCGGGGAAGGCGUGGUUCAUCUGUGGGGCCCCCUAUAGUUCUCAGGGCAGGGGUGGGCUCUGGCCUUGGGCAGUGGGGACUCGCCACGUGGGGGCAUCCAGAACGGAUGGCCACUGCCGUGCACGUGCCUUCUCUUGUAAUUAUGAGAUGUUGGAUGCUCUCAAUAAAGUCCAUCCUGAUGAGA